This is a messenger RNA of Jatropha curcas, 531 nucleotides long. Its product is annotated as indole-3-acetic acid-induced protein ARG2. The record is from RefSeq and is a predicted model, not a curated record. Gene Ontology annotation, biological process: response to stress. NCBI's taxonomy places the organism in Eukaryota, Viridiplantae, Streptophyta, Magnoliopsida, Malpighiales, Euphorbiaceae. Gene Ontology annotation, cellular component: mitochondrion.
UUUCCACCUCCCUCUAUAUAACGCUAUCGAGCCCUCCGCUCCCAGACCAACAAGAAGCUUUCAUAGAGGGAGGAGGAGUCUAUAGACUGUAAAGACUUUUCCUUUAGCUACUGCGGAAAGGAUUCUUUGAACAGAAGAGAAAAGUUUCCGCAGUAGUUUUGAUAAUAUCUAGCUUUAAAUAUUAUCUCUCCGUAUUUGAAUCGCAAAAUGGCUCGCUCUUUCUCCAACGCUAAGGUUGUUUCUGCUUUGGUCACCAAAGCAAUUAACAGACGAGGAUUUUCUGGGGCAGCAGCGCCAACUGCAGCACCACAAGGAGCUGCUGCCAGAAGCGGCGCAAUGGUAAAGAAAUCAGGAGAGCAGACGGUUGGAUCCACCGAUAAGAUUUCCUGGGUUCCAGAUCCCCGUACCGGAUGCUAUAGACCGGAGAACGUCAACGAGGAGAUUGAUGCCGCCGAGUUAAGGGCUACGCUUUUGAAGAGGCACUGAACAAACAAAUUUAUGCUACUUUUCUAGGCAAAAAAAAAAAAAAAA